CCCCAACCCAGGUCCAUAGCUCCUCAGGGAAGCUUCUACCUCUGCACUAGAUCAACAACUUCUCUUCCUCUCUCUCUCUCUUGCUAACUGCUUCUCCUCCAUCUCAGAAAACAUCAAUGGCCACCUGUGUCGACUGCCUGCGCUCCGGCGUCGUCGCCGACCCACUUUCCAAGGACGUGCCGGCGUCCAUUUACGACUUCGCCGAGCUCUCGAGCGCUUACCACCAUUCUAAGAACGAGGAAAAGGACGAACUGUGGCACAGGAUGAGGGAGGAGGCCAGGAAGGAUGUGGAACAAGAGCCCGUCCUGGGAAGCUACUACGUCUGUGCCAUACUCGCCCAUGGGUCCCUAGAGAGUGCACUGGCCACCCACCUGGGGUACCGCCUCGCCACGCCCAACCUGCCCGGCCCCAACCUGGCCGAGGUCAUCCUCACCGUGCUUCUCGACGAUCGCGCCAUCCGGAAGGCGAUCCGGGAGGACAUGAAGGCCAUCAAGGAAAGAGACCCUGCCUGCGUUAGCUACGUUCAGAUCAUGCUCAACUUCAAGGGGUUCCUCGCCAUCCAGGCGCACCGGGUGGCUCACAGGCUGUGGCUCACCGGCCGUGUGCCGCUGGCGCUGGUCAUCCAGAACCGGGUGUCCGAGGUCUUUGCCGUGGACAUCCACCCCGGUGCAAGGAUCGGUAAGGGGGUGCUCCUGGACCAUGCUACCGGGACCGUGAUCGGCGAGACCGCCGUCAUCGGCGACAAUGUGUCGAUCUUGCACAACGUGACGCUCGGCGGUACCGGAAAGUGCAGCGGCGACCGGCACCCCAAGAUUGGGGAUGGGGUCCUGGUUGGUGCAGGUACGCAUGUGUUGGGAAACGUCAAGAUCGGCCAUGGGGCUAAGAUCGGGGCCGGGUCGGUCGUGCUGAAGGAGGUGCCGGAACGAACCACCGCGGUAGGAAACCCGGCGAGAUUGUUGGGUGGGAGAAACAACCCAAUCAAGCUGACCAAGAUUCCGAGCUUCACCAUGGAUCACACCUACGAGUGGUGUGACUAUGUCAUCUAAAUUUACUAAGAAACUAAUCAUCUUGUCGGUGUGCUCUUUUUUAAGUUUUCUUCUUCUUCUUCUCCCUCUUCCCCUCCUCUCCUUAAAAGUUGGUGGUGUCAUACCAAUAUUUUCAGUCGCUCGCUGAAAAUUAUAAUGCAGAAUCUUUCUUGUAUACUCUUUCUCUUUAUAUGUAUAUUUAUAUAAUUUACUUUCCUUUUUCCUAA
Nymphaea colorata (pocket water lily) is the source of this 1252-nucleotide messenger RNA. RefSeq names its product serine acetyltransferase 1, chloroplastic-like. The record is from RefSeq and is a predicted model, not a curated record. Gene Ontology annotation, cellular component: cytosol; cytoplasm. Bases 117 to 1046 code for a protein of 309 amino acids. Lineage: Eukaryota; Viridiplantae; Streptophyta; Magnoliopsida; Nymphaeales; Nymphaeaceae. The transcript has a single exon. Gene Ontology annotation, molecular function: L-serine O-acetyltransferase activity.